Messenger RNA from Xiphias gladius (swordfish), 7772 nucleotides. RefSeq names its product phospholipid-transporting ATPase ABCA1-like. The transcript is spliced from 49 exons. NCBI's taxonomy places the organism in Eukaryota, Metazoa, Chordata, Actinopteri, Istiophoriformes, Xiphiidae. The coding region runs from base 250 to 7065 and encodes 2271 amino acids. Gene Ontology annotation, cellular component: intracellular membrane-bounded organelle; membrane. Gene Ontology annotation, biological process: lipid transport; transmembrane transport. Gene Ontology annotation, molecular function: ATP hydrolysis activity; ATP binding; ABC-type transporter activity. The record is from RefSeq and is a predicted model, not a curated record.
UCGACUCCAUUUGCUGAGUGUUGCUGUACUUGAGGCUGGUCAUCUUCAACAGGUGACCCUGUUGCCAUAAUUAUUUUCUGUCAGCAAUGAUUCCUCGUUUCUUAUGGCAGUUUAGUGUAUUUAAGUUUUAACAGUUGUUGUUUUUAUUUUAUUUUUUUGUUUUUUAUUUCUUUUUUUCUUUUAAGAAUCACAUAAUAACCAGUCAGUGAGGAGCUGGAGCGUAAUCAGCAAGGUUGGGAAGACGGCAACAUGGCAGUCGCCACUCAACUGGGUUUACUGCUUUGGAAGAACUUCACCUACAGACGGAGACAGACUAUCCAGCUGCUGAUUGAGAUCGUCUGGCCCCUGUUCAUCUUCUUCAUCUUGAUCUCGGUCCGAAUACAUUAUCCGCCCUACGAGCAACAUGAAUGCCAUUUCCCUAACAAGGCCAUGCCCUCAGCGGGUACCCUGCCGUGGGUUCAAGGCAUCAUCUGUAACGCCAAUAACCCCUGCUUCCGCAAUCCUACCCCUGGAGAGAGUCCGGGGCUGGUGGGAAACUUCAAUGAUUCCAUAAUCUCCCGCCUGUUCAUUGAUGCCAAGAAGAUCCUGCUGUUCACCCAGAAUGAUAAGAGCUACGAGGGGUACAAGGGACUGCUGAGGGCCCUCAGGAAGCUGCAGAAGAACACUGCCCGUUUCAAGUUGAAGGACUUUUUGCAAGACAAUGAGACACUUUCCUACUUCCUGCACCACAAUGCCUCUCUUCCUCAUCACGCGCUGAAGCAGAUAGUGGAGGCUGAUGUCAACCUGGAGAAGGUGCUGACUAAAGGUUUUGGCUUCCAUCUCAGAGACCUCUGUAACACCACACCGCUGGAGGAGUUUGUCCACAUUGCUGACCGCAACGUGUCCACUAUGACUCAGGAAAUUAUCUGCAAGUCCUCCAGUGACUGGCUUAACAAAGCCCAGAGCCACUUCCUGUCCAACUUGGACUUCUUCAAACCCAUUCGGAAAGAUGUGAGGGCAGACCCCAAAGUCGUUCAGGAAGUCUCAGCUGCAACCGACAAUCUUCUGGAGAACCUGGGAGCACUGGCCGUGGAGCUCGCCGGUAUGAAGAGUUGGAAGGAAAUGCGAAAGGAGAUCCUGUAUCUAACUGCAAAUGCCACAGGUUCUCCAAACCAGAUGUACCAGGCUGUGUCACGUAUCGUCUGCGGACACCCCGAGGGAGGCGGCCUCAAAAUUAAGUCUCUUAACUGGUACGAAGACAACAACUACAAGGCCCUGUUUGGAAACCAUGGCAACGACAGCGACAGCGAACCUCUCUCUGCUUACGACAAUUCUUCCACCCCUUAUUGUAACAACAUGAUGCGGAGCCUGGAGUCCAGCCCCAUUUCCAGGAUGAUCUGGAGAGCUCUGAAGCCACUGCUCAUGGGGAAGAUCCUGUACACCCCAGACACUCCGGCAACGCAGAGGAUCAUCCACGAGGUUAACAAGACCUUCCAGGAGCUCGGUGUGCUGAGGGACCUUGGAGGGAUGUGGGAUGAGAUGAAGCCCAAAAUUUGGAACUUCAUGGAGAAUAGCGAGGAAAUCGACUUGGUUAGGACCCUGCUCCAGAAUAACGCCAGCGCUGCAUUCUUUAACACCCAGCUCAGUGGGACUGAGUGGCAUGUGUCAGAUGUGUUCGACUUCCUGUCCAAGGCCUCAGAGGACCAAAGACCUGCAGGAUCCGCCUAUACAUGGAGAGAUGUCUUCAACGAAACUGACCAGGCCAUACAGACCAUCUCACGCUUCAUGGAGUGUGUGAACCUGGACAAGCUGGAGCCGGUGGCUAAUGAGGAGCGACUGGUCAACAAGUCCAUGGGUCUCCUGGACAACCAGAAAUUCUGGGCAGGAAUCGUGUUUCCUGACAUCGCCCGUAGCAACAGCACUGACCUGCCUCCCAACGUCAACUAUAAGAUCCGCAUGGACAUUGACAAUGUGGAGAGGACAAACAAGAUUAAAGAUGGGUAUUGGGACCCUGGUCCCAGAGCAGACCCCUUCGAGGACCUUCGGUACGUAUGGGGUGGAUUUUCCUACCUGCAGGACGUUAUCGAGCAUGGAAUCAUCAGAGCCAUCACUGGCAACAAGGAGAGGACAGGCAUCUAUAUUCAGCAGAUGCCCUACCCCUGUUACGUUGAUGACAUUUUCCUUCGGGUGAUGAGUCGGUCGAUGCCUCUCUUCAUGACCUUGGCAUGGAUGUACUCAGUGGCCAUCAUCAUCAAGGGCGUUGUGUACGAGAAGGAGGCGCGCCUCAAGGAGACCAUGAGGAUCAUGGGACUGAACAACGGUAUCCUGUGGCUCAGCUGGUUCAUCAGCAGUUUGAUCCCACUGCUGAUCAGCGCAGGCUUGUUGGUGAUGUUAUUGAAGAUGGGCAACCUGCUGCCAUACAGUGACUCGGGUGUUGUGUUUCUUUUCCUGGGAUCAUUCGGCGUAGUAACCAUCAUGCAGUGUUUCCUCAUCAGCACCCUGUUCUCUCGUGCCAACUUGGCAGCUGCCUGCGGUGGGAUCAUCUACUUCACUCUCUACCUGCCUUAUGUGCUGUGUGUCGCCUGGCAAGACUACGUCGGCUUUGGAGCGAAAGUUGUGGUGAGUCUGCUGUCUCCCGUUGCUUUUGGGUUUGGCUGUGAAUACUUCGCCCUGUUUGAGGAGCAAGGGGUGGGCAUCCAGUGGUCGAACCUGCUGGCCAGCCCUCUGGAGGAAGACAGCUACAACCUGACCACCUCUAUCUGCCUCAUGCUUUUUGACGCUGUCCUGUAUGGAAUAAUGACCUGGUACAUCGAAGCUGUGUUUCCUGGUCAGUAUGGGAUCCCCAGGCCUUGGUAUUUCCCUUUCACUAAGACGUACUGGUGUGGGGAGAAAGAGAACAAGAACAUCGCCACCCCUCUGACAAAGAAGGGCAACGCUGAAGCUGUGUGCAUUGAGGAGGAGCCAGGCCACAUCGACCCAGGUGUUUAUAUCGAGAAUCUGGUGAAGGUCUACAGCCAUGGAAACAAACUGGCUGUAGACGGACUGUCCCUGAGGUUCUAUGAAGGACAGAUCACCUCCUUCCUUGGACACAAUGGAGCUGGCAAGACCACAACUAUGUCAAUCCUGACGGGGUUGUUCCCACCCACCUCUGGUACAGCCUACAUCCUCGGCAAGGACAUCCGCACCGAGCUCAGCACCAUCCGACAGAAUCUGGGCGUCUGUCCCCAGCACAACGUACUUUUCAGCAUGCUGACGGUUGAGGAACACAUCUGGUUCUACGCCUGUCUGAAGGGGCUGCCGGAGGAGAAGGUGAAGGCCGAGAUGGAGCAGAUUGUGAACGAUGUCGGACUGCCUCACAAACGACAGUCCCGCACCAGCACCCUCUCUGGUGGGAUGCAGAGGAAGCUGUCAGUGGCCCUAGCUUUUGUUGGGGGCUCAAAGGUUGUGAUCCUGGAUGAACCUACUGCUGGGGUUGAUCCUUAUGCACGCAGGGGCAUCUGGGACCUGCUGCUCAAAUACAGACAAGGCCGCACCAUCAUCCUGUCCACUCAUCAUAUGGAUGAGGCUGAUAUCCUGGGUGACCGAAUCGCCAUCAUUUCCCACGGCAAGCUGUGCUGUGUAGGCUCCUCGCUCUUCCUGAAGACUCAGCUGGGGACCGGCUACUACCUGACCCUGGUGAAAAGAGACUACGACUUGACACUUCAGUCCUGCAGGAAUUCCGCCAGCACCGUCAGCUACAGCAAGAAAACAGAGAAGGAGGACAGCGUAUCAGAGAGCAGUUCAGAUGCUGGUUUGGGCAGCGAACCGGAGAGUGAAACCACCACUAUUGAUGUCUCCCUCAUCUCUAAAGUGAUAUUCAAGCAUGUCCCAGAGGCUCGCCUGGUGGAGGAUCUCGGCCAUGAACUCACCUAUGUGUUGCCCUACCAGUCCGCUAAAGAUGGAGCCUUUGUGGAGCUAUUCCAUGAGCUUGAUGACCGACUCACCGACCUGGGAAUAUCCAGCUAUGGAAUAUCUGAUACCACCCUUGAAGAGAUUUUCCUGAAAGUGGCUGAGGACAGUGGAGUGGACUCUGUUGAGCUUUCAGAUGGAGUCGUACCAACAAGGACCCGUCGUCGUCAUGCCUUUGGCGACCACCAGAGCUGCCUGAAGCCCUUCACUGAGGAUGACUUUGAUUUCAAUGACUCUGAGGUCGACCCAGAAUCCCGUGAGACCGACUGGCUCAGUGGAACAGAUGGCAAAGGUUCGUACCAGGUCAAGGGCUGGAGUCUGAAAAGACAGCAGUUUGUUGCACUACUCUGGAAACGAUUCCUCUACGCUCGGCGCUCCAGGAAAGGCUUCUUUGCUCAGAUUGUUCUUCCUGCGGUGUUUGUGUGUAUUGCCCUGGUGUUCAGCCUGAUUGUUCCUCCAUUUGGAAAGUACCCCAGUCUGGCUCUGGAUCCCAGCAUGUAUGGAGAACAGUUUACCUUCAUCAGUAAUGACAUGCCUGAGGAGCCUCACACCAGUAAACUACUGGGAGCUCUGACAGAAAAACCAGGAUUUGGAACACGCUGCAUGGAAGGAGAACCCAUACCGCACAUGCCCUGCACUGCAGUAGAGGAUGAGUGGUCGGUCCCGGAAGUCUCUCAAAGUGUGAAGGACAUGUUCGACAAAGGCAACUGGACCAUGGAGAAUCCGUCUCCCCUGUGUGAGUGCAGCUCCGAAGGGCGCAAGAGGAUGCUGCCGGAGUGUCCAGCUGGUGCUGGGGGACUUCCACCACCACAGAUGAAGAUCAGUGACAAAGACACACUUCAGAAUUUGACUGGCAGAAACAUCUCAGACUAUCUGGUUAAAACAUAUGCUCAGAUAAUUGGCAAGAGCCUGAAGAACAAGAUUUGGGUCAAUGAGUUCAGAUACGGUGGAUUCUCGUUGGGUGCCAGGAGUUCUCAGUUUCUGUCCCACAAAGAAGAAAUUGACGAUGCAAUCACUCAGCUGAGGAGACGCUUCCGCCUGGAGAGGGGAACUGCAGCAGAUCGUUUCUUUCGCAGUCUCUCCAAUUUUAUCCAAGGAUUGGACACUAAGAAUAAUGUCAAGAUCUGGUUCAACAACAAGGGCUGGCACAGCAUCGGCUCUUUCCUCAACGUGAUGAACAACGGCAUCCUGCGGGCAAGUCUGCCAGUCGGCAAAGACCCCACAAAGUUUGGCAUCACUGCCUACAAUCACCCACUCAACCUCACCAAGGAGCAGCUGUCACAGGUUGCAUUGAUGACAACAUCAGUGGACGUCUUGGUGUCCAUCUGCGUGAUCUUUGCCAUGUCCUUUGUCCCUGCCAGUUUUGUGGUUUUCCUCAUCCAGGAAAGAGUGAACAAGGCCAAACACAUGCAGUUCAUCAGUGGAGUGCAGCCUUUCCUCUACUGGCUGGCCAACUUUGUCUGGGAUAUGUGUAACUACAUCGUACCAGCUACAUUGGUUAUCAUCAUCUUUGUAUGUUUCCAACAAGACGCCUACGUCUCCUCCACCAAUCUGCCUGUGCUGGCACUGCUGCUGCUGCUCUACGGAUGGUCGAUCACCCCUCUGAUGUACCCAGCCUCAUUUUUCUUUAAGAUCCCCAGCACGGCCUAUGUGGUUCUGACCAGUGUUAACAUACUAAUUGGAAUCAAUGGCAGCGUGUCCACAUUUGUACUGGAGCUGUUUGGGAGUAAUGAGAUCGGCGGUAUUAACGACAUCCUGAAGAACGUGUUCCUCAUCUUCCCACACUUCUGCCUGGGCAGAGGACUGAUUGACAUGGUGAAGAAUCAGGCAAUGGCCGAUGCUUUGGAGCGAUUUGGUGAAAACCGGUUCCGUUCCCCUCUGGCCUGGGACAUGGUGGGAAAGAACCUGUUUGCAAUGGCCAUUGAGGGUGUUGUCUUCUUCUGCAUCACCGUCCUCAUUCAGUACCACUUCUUCUUCAAGGCCAGGUCAUCCACCAGUCAUCUAAAGCCUAUUGGAGAAGAAGAUGAGGAUGUGGCCAGAGAGCGACAGAGGAUCCUGAGUGGAGGAGGACAGUCAGACAUCCUAGAACUCAGACAGCUUACCAAGAUUUACAAGCGGAAACAGAAACCAGCAGUGGACCGGCUGUGUGUUGGGAUCCCCCCUGGAGAGUGCUUCGGUUUGCUGGGGGUGAAUGGAGCAGGGAAAACCAGCACCUUUAAAAUGCUGACAGGAGACUCUGUGGUGACCGGCGGAGAGGCCUACCUGGCUGGCAAAAGUGUAACUACAGAGAUAGAUGAAGUGCAUCAGAACAUGGGCUACUGCCCUCAGUUUGAUGCUAUCAAUGACCUGCUGACCGGCAGAGAGCAUCUCGAGUUUUACGCCAUCCUGAGAGGAGUCCCUGAGAAGGAAGUCUGCGAGGUGGCAGAGUGGGGCAUCCGGAAGCUGGGGUUGGUCAAAUAUGUGGACAAGGCGGCAGGCAGCUACAGUGGAGGAAACAUGAGGAAACUGUCUACGGCCAUCGCGCUCAUAGGAGGACCACCUGUUGUGUUUCUGGAUGAACCAACAACAGGCAUGGACCCUAAGGCACGCCGGGCCUUAUGGAAUGCCAUCCUUAGCAUCAUCAAAGAGGGACGAUCUGUAGUCCUGACUUCUCACAGUAUGGAGGAGUGUGAAGCCCUUUGCACCAGGAUGGCCAUCAUGGUCAAUGGCCGUUUCCGCUGUCUGGGCAGCGUACAGCACCUCAAAAACAGGUUUGGUGAUGGCUACACCAUCAUCCUGCGGGUGGCGGGGCCAGACCCAGACCUGCGACCGGUGAUGGAGUUCAUCGAAAGGGAGCUGCCAGGCAGCACACUAAAGGAGAAACACCGCAACAUGCUACAGUACCAGCUGCCGUCGUCCCUCACCUCCCUCGCCCGCAUCUUCUCGUUGCUCUCCAAGAACAAGGACGCACUCAGCAUAGAGGACUACUCCGUCUCUCAGACCACUCUAGACCAAGUGUUUGUAAAUUUCGCCAAGGACCAAAGUGACGAGGACCACUUGAAAGACGUCCAUCUGAGCAAGCGGGACGCUGUGGUAGUGGACUUUUCCCAGCUAAACUCCUUCCUCAUGGACAGCAAAUCUAAGGAGAGCUGCGUCUAAUUCCAAAAAAUACCAUCAGUGGGAGUUGCUAUACUUCAUCCUCCCCCCACCCCAGAAAAUAUGGUCCAAUAACCUUAGGGGGAGAGAAACUAUGUUCAUCUUUUUUUUUAUUCUAUUUUUUAGUCUUUUUUAAUUGUUAUCAUUUCUCAGUGGACCUGCGCCUCAGCGCACAGCCUCUUGACAAGGCAGAGACUGCAGGUAUGGUGACAGACACUGAAACAAUGAAAACUCAAUGCAAAUCAAUGCAAGACAUAUAUAAAUAUAUUUAAGAUGAGAAGAUUUUCCUGGGAGGGUUGGAGACUGGUGCUUCUCCUUCACUAGGUGGACAGAGAGAAAGAAAAGACUCAGAACACUUGAAGCAACAGCAGGAUUAUAAUGCUGUGUUAGACUGGAAUGCUUGUAGCCCUGCUACUCACUCAAUGGACAAGCCACUGGGGAUGAUAGAAGGAAGUAUCUCUAGUUUUUAAUCCCCAUUCCUUGAAGUAGUUAGCAGUAGUCAGAAGGACUGUGUAUUUGCUACUCUGUAUCGUGAAAUCACAGCAGCGUAAAACAAACAAAAACAAGUUCGGAUCAUUCACUGCCAACUGCUAAAAGAUGGACUGACUGACUACUUUUUAUUCAGGGUCAAACCUCUCUCAAUCUCACUUCGUUACCAAGCUCAGUUGUUUUAUAAUGCAAGUGAUGGUUUAAAAAAAAAAAAAAAAAAA